This is a messenger RNA of Clonostachys solani, 1038 nucleotides long. The record is from the annotation of a GenBank genome assembly. Lineage: Eukaryota; Fungi; Ascomycota; Sordariomycetes; Hypocreales; Bionectriaceae.
AUGGACAAAGCUCGUGUUCUCAUCGUCGGCACCGGUGGUGUCGGCACACUCGCGGCAUAUGCCCUUGAGAUCGGCGGCAAGGCGACCGUUACGGCAGUAAUGAGGUCAAACUACAAUGUCGUCAAAGAGAAGGGCAUCACAAUCGACUCUAUCGAGCACGGCCAUGAUAUUAAGGGCUACAGGCCCACUGAAAUCCGAAGGACUGUGCCUGAUGUUGCCAGGGAGGGAGUCGAGCCUUACGACUUCAUCUUGGUCACCACAAAGAACGUGGCUGAUGUCCCACCUACUGUAUCCGACUUGAUUGCGCCCGCCGUUACGCCUGGGAAGACAGCCAUUGUCCUCUCGCAGAAUGGCCUGAACAUCGAGAAGCCCGUCGUGGCGCGCUUUCCCAACAACCCCAUUAUCAGUAGUGUGUCUACCAUCGGCGCCACUGAGAAAGAGAAGGGUUUCAUCAUCCAUGAUGACACAGAUGAGCAAAAGAUCGGACCCUUCCACAACCCUGAUGUAUCAGCUGCUGUGGCUGAAGCCGCAGCUCGCCGGUACAUUGAUAUCUACAACCCCAACGGCAAGCUCACCACCCUCUAUGAGCCUGAUGUUCUCAAGACUCGGUGGCGGAAGCUCGUCUACAACGCUAGCUUCAACUCCGUUGCCACAGUGCUGCGUAUGGAUGCCACCCGUAUGCGAGCCACACAGCAUGUUGUGGAUGACCUGCUCAAGCCGAUCAUGAGAGAGAUCAUUGCCGCCGCCAAGGCUUGCGGUGUUGAUCUAGACGCGAACCUCCCUGACAUUGUCGUCUUCAAUGAUCCGAUCGAGGCGUGGUUCUAUCCAAGUAUGGCGCAAGAUAUUCUCAAAGGCAACUUCAUCGAGGCAGAGGUCAUCGUUGGUGAGCCUCUGCGUGAAGGCGAGAGUCGAGGCGUUCCCAUGCCCACUCUAAGGGUUAUUUAUGGUCUUCUCAAGGCUGAGCAGGUCAAGACGAAGGAGAAGAGAGGCCUUUGGAAGCCGGAGUUUGGCCCUGGUCACCCUUACAAGGGCGAGUAA